This is a messenger RNA of Diorhabda carinulata, 14091 nucleotides long. RefSeq names its product neurobeachin (gene rg). Gene Ontology annotation, molecular function: protein kinase binding. Gene Ontology annotation, biological process: intracellular protein localization. The transcript is spliced from 40 exons. The coding region runs from base 388 to 9609 and encodes 3073 amino acids. NCBI's taxonomy places the organism in Eukaryota, Metazoa, Arthropoda, Insecta, Coleoptera, Chrysomelidae. Gene Ontology annotation, cellular component: membrane; cytosol. The record is from RefSeq and is a predicted model, not a curated record.
UUGAGUUAUUUAAUUUACUAAAUUGAAAACGGUGAAAUGAAAUACAAAUUUCUUGAGUAAGAGUGAAUAUAAGUCAAUCAAAUCUUGAUCGUUUUAAAAAUAUCCUGAUAAAUUAAUUUCAAAAUGUUUGUUUAGGAUGUAUUUUACCGGGAACACGGCAAUGCAAAACAGCUGUUUUAUAUCAAAAUAGGCAACCUUUAUUGCAGAUUACACUAAUUUUCUGUAUUGGAAAAGUGACUGUCGGUCUGUCAAGUUAUACACUCAUUUUCCAACAUGGCAGAAGUUAGUUGCGAUGAUUUCAUGUUUCGAAAAAGUUGUCGUGUUCGGUGUAAAUUUAGUGGUAAAACAUUGUGUUAGUGAGUAUUUACGAAAAUAAAACUAAUCGCUAUGACAGAAUUAGCAAAAUCUGCACUUAGCGAUAUCAAACAUCCUGAAGAAGUGGUGAGAAUGGCUAUGAAUGAUAGCCUGAAAUUUGCAGUUUUAAUAGGUCUUAUAGAAGUGGGGCAAGUUUCAAAUAAAGAAGUUGUGAACACAGUAUUACAAUUGUUAGUUGGCGGUGAAUUCGAUAUGGAACUGAACUUUGUCAUCCAAGAUGCUCAGAACAUUAGGCAUAUGCUUGAAUUACUCGAUCACUGUCCUCCAAAUCUACAGGCGGAGAUAUGGAGUGUUUUCAUUGCUAUUCUCAGAAAAAGCGUUCGAAAUCUGCAAGCAUGUACUGAUGUCGGACUCAUCGAACACGUUCUUAAAAGGUUACGCAAUGCAGAUCUUGUUGUGGCAGAUUUGCUCAUCGAAAUGCUGGGCGUCCUCGCGAGCUACAGCAUAACAGUAAAAGAGCUGAAAUUGUUAUUCGGUGCCAUGAAAGCCGUUACCGGAAAAUGGCCACGUCACUCCGCUAAGUUGCUAAAUGUUUUGAGACAAAUGCCACAAAGAACAGGACCAGAUGUUUUUUUUAGUUUUCCUGGAAGAAAAGGAUCGGCGAUCGUCUUACCACCUAUGGCGAAAUGGCCUUACGAGAAUGGUUUCACCUUCACAACUUGGUUUCGAUUAGAUCCGAUAAACUCAGUCAAUAUCGAAAGAGAAAAACCUUAUUUAUAUUGCUUCAAGACUAGUAAAGGAGUCGGUUACACCGCUCAUUUUGUAGGAAACUGUCUAGUACUCACUUCAAUGAAAAUAAAGGGCAAGGGCUUCCAACAUUGCGUUAAAUACGAAUUUCAACCCAGGAAGUGGUACAUGCUAGCCGUCGUUUAUAUUUACAAUAGGUGGACGAAAAGCGAAAUCAAGUGUUUGGUCAAUGGUCAAUUAGCUUCGAGUACCGAAAUGGCUUGGUUUGUUUCGACAAAUGAUGUAUUUGAUAAGUGUUACAUCGGUGCAACGCCAGAAUUAGAUGAAGAACGAGUCUUUUGUGGUCAAAUGUCAGCAAUCUAUCUAUUCAGUGAGGCAUUAACAACUCAUCAAAUAUGCGCCAUGCAUAGAUUAGGGCCAGGAUAUAAAAGUCAGUUUCGGUUCGAUAAUGAAUGCAAUAUAAAUUUGCCAGACAAUCACAAGAGGGUGAGUGAAAAUAGUAGUCAGUUACCAGCAUCUAGCAUGCCUCUGCCUUUGACUGCAACAGAUGCACGUUCCGUUCUCUAUGACGGCAAGUUGUCAAGUGCUAUUGUCUUCAUGUACAACCCCGUGGCGACAGAUACUCAACUUUGUCUGCAAUCGGCUCCUAGAGGAAAUAUAUCUUACUUCGUACAUACACCACACGCACUCAUGUUGCAAGAUGUCAAAGCGGUGAUUACACACUCCAUUCAUAGUACUUUAAACUCUGUUGGUGGAAUUCAAGUUCUGUUUCCUUUAUUUUCUCAACUGGACCUGCCUUAUGAAUCUAAUGGUUCAUCAGAUUUGAAAAGAGAUCCUACUUUAUGCUCCAAAUUACUGGGUUUUAUCUGCGAGUUAGUGGAAACGUCUCCAACAGUUCAGCAGCAUAUGAUACAGAAUCGAGGAUUCUUGGUAAUCAGUUUUAUGCUGCAGAGAUCAUCUAGAGACCACUUGACCAUAGAUGUUCUAGGAUCAUUUCUCAGUUUAACAAAGUAUCUAGUUACCUGUUUAAGUGCCAAUAGCGAAUUACUGUUGAAACAGUUGUUUUGCUUUUCAUUCCUGACAUGGCAGUUACUGGACCAUGUCCUCUUCAAUCCUGCUCUUUGGAUCUACACACCAGCUUCAGUGCAAAGUCGGCUCUAUUCAUAUUUAGCGACUGAAUUUUUAUCUGACACCCAAAUAUAUUCCAAUGUUAGAAGAGUCUCUACUGUGCUCCAGACAGUUCAUACGUUGAAAUAUUAUUACUGGGUCGUAAGUCCGAGAGCAAAAAGUGGUAUAUCGCCCAAGGGAUUAGACGGUCCCAGGCCAGCACAGAAGGAUAUCUUAGCUAUACGUUCCUAUAUUCUUUUGUUCCUGAAGCAGCUGAUAAUGGUCGGUAAUGGAGUUAAAGAUGACGAGCUACAAAGUAUCUUGAACUACCUCACAACAAUUAAUGAAGACGAAAACUUGCAUGAUGUGUUACAAAUGCUUAUAUCACUUAUGUCUGAACAUCCAUCAUCCAUGGUUCCUGCUUUCGAUACAAAGUGCGGCGUCAGAACUAUUUUUAAAUUGUUAGCUUCAGAAAGCCAGCUUAUUCGCCUCCAAGCGUUGAAGCUACUUGGAUUUUUCUUGAGUCGGAGCACUCAUAAACGUAAAUAUGAUGUAAUGAGUCCCUACAAUCUAUACACAUUGUUAGCUGAAAGGUUACUGUUGAAUGAAGAUACUUUAUCUUUGCCAACGUAUAACGUGCUGUAUGAAAUUAUGACAGAACAUAUCAGCCAACAAAUAUUAUACACUCGGCAUCCUGAACCAGAAUCCCAUUUUAGAUUGGAGAAUCCUAUGAUCCUGAAAGUAGUAGCUACUCUUAUUCGGCAAUCAAAGCAAACAGAACAACUGUUGGAUGUAAAGAAACUGUUUUUAUCAGAUAUGACUUUAUUGUGUAAUAAUAAUAGGGAGAAUAGAAGAACAGUUUUGCAGAUGUCAGUAUGGCAAGAAUGGUUGAUUGCUAUGGCUUACAUUCAUCCAAAAAACACUGAAGAACAAAAACUUUCUGAUAUGGUAUAUUCUUUAUUCAGGAUGCUUCUUCAUCAUGCGAUAAAAUAUGAAUAUGGGGGCUGGCGAGUCUGGGUUGAUACACUGGCUAUCGUACAUUCCAAAGUUUCUUAUGAAGAAUUUAAACUUCAAUUUGCUCAAAUGUAUGAACGGUAUGAAAUGCAUAGGGCAGAUAAUAUAACUGACCCGUUAGUAAGACAACAGCAUCCUAUCAGUACAAUUUCUGGUUGGCAUGAAUCAGGACCCAAUGGAUGUCACUCAGAAAAUGAAAGAUGGCAACAUUCCAGAGUCUCCCUUCAAGAAAUUGAACUUAAUGAGAAUGAUAAAUCAGAACAAGUAUGUAGUUGUGAUUACAAUUCUACUUUAUCGGAUGGCAGCCCCGUGUCUUAUAUUGUUAAGCAUGAAGAUAGUGAGUUAGUGUCUUUAGACUCCAGGACUAGUGACAUAUUUAGUGACGGUAAAAUCAGUAAAGAAUCCCCAUAUUCACAAGAUUCUCCGGUUAAAGUAGAUGAUGUGGGAAGUGGAGAUUCUCCAAUCUGUAAUGGUUUACAUACAGAGAGCAGUCCCAGUUUUGGUAGUCCGGUCAAAAUAUCAAACGAAAAAAGCGAAGUAAUAGAAGAGAUCCUUCAAGAAAUAUUGUCGAAAUCAGAGAAGUUGUUAGAGGCACAUUCUGAAGUUUGCUCUGAUUCUAAUUUGCGAAGUAAUUCUCCUGUCUUGCAAGAUCAGGAAAUAGCUCAAGCUAUCAAGGAGGUUGUGAAUAACAUUCCAGAAGUAGACAGGGAUAAAAUAAAUGUGGAAGAAAAAGUAGAAGAAUGUAAAACGACGAUAGAGGCGAUAAAUAACGAGCAAGAUCGAUCUCUUCCAAGUUUUAAAAAUGAAAGUUCAAAUCCUGAGAGAGAAAUUCCGGAUAGUGAUUUAUCUGAGAGGUACCUAACACCAACUGAUGAAAUCGUAGAAAAGAAAGAAACUGAAAUAGAAUCUACAGAGAAGACUGACAAGUGUGAUGAUGAUGAAUUAAGAACUGUUAAAAGUGUUAUAAAACAGAAUGAAGACGUUAAAAGUGACGUUGUUGAUGAAAAUAUUAGUGAUAAAGUAGUACUUUUAAAAAAUAAUUCUGAAGCUGUGCCAAUUGUCGAAAAUAGUGCUGUGUCCGUAGAAUUAGAGCCGUCCAAAAAAGAAUCUAGUCUAGGAGAAGCAGCAAUUGUUCAUUCUAGUGAUAAUGAUUCUAAAUUAGCAGAUGGCGCUGAAACUGAAGUGCCUCAGGUUGAAAAUAUAUCAACGAUUUCACAAUACUGUGAUCCUAGUCAUUAUAAUGCUUCUAAUAAUGCAAUUACUACAGAUAUUGUUGUUACAAAUGUAGAAACACCAAUCACCAAUCAAACUGAGAGUCCACAAAAUGUUGUUGACGAAAUAAAAAGAAGAGUUAGUUUACCAACAUGCCAUAUUGAAAAUCCGAUUGGAGAUUAUAAUAGGGGAUCUAGUAAUCAAACCGUAUCGCCACAAAAGAGACCCAGAAGUGCUUCAACAUCUACCCAAGUUGAUCCGAAUCUAUUUGAAUCGAAAAAUACUAAGCCCGGACUAUCAAGACCCAUGUUCAGUCCUGGACCUACAAGACCACCAUUCAGGAUACCCGAAUUUAAGUGGUCUUACAUUCACCAACGUCUAUUAUCUGAUGUACUGUUCUCGCUAGAAACUGACAUACAAGUUUGGAGAAGCCACUCUACAAAAUCUGUAUUGGAUUUUGUGAAUAGUAGCGAUAAUGCAAUUUUUGUUGUCAACACUGUUCACUUGAUCUCACAAUUAGCAGAUAACCUCAUCAUUGCUUGCGGGGGUCUCCUCCCAUUAUUGGCUUCAGCUACUUCACCGAAUAGCGAACUCGAUGUGAUUGAACCAACUCAAGGAAUGCCAAUAGAGGUAGCCGUCAGUUUCCUCCAAAGACUUGUCAAUAUGGCGGACGUACUAAUAUUCGCUAGCUCUUUAAAUUUUAGUGAGUUAGAAGCAGAGAAGAAUAUGUCUAGUGGAGGAAUUCUUAGGCAGUGUUUGAGAUUGGUAUGCACAUGUGCAGUUCGCAAUUGUUUGGAGUGUAAAGAAAGAAGUCGACCGCACCACACUAUUGCACCUAAUUCACAUAAUUCUAGCCAUAAAGCUGCACAUCUUCAAUCUUUCAUAAGAGGUGUUCAAAAUUCGCCAAAGAGUGUUACUGAUAAUUUAUCAAACAGUGCAAGUCCUGUGAAAGACCCGGAAAAACUCUUACAAGAUAUGGAUGUUAAUCGGCUGCGAGCUGUAAUUUAUAGAGAUGUGGAGGAAACCAAACAAGCUCAAUUUUUAUCGUUAGCUAUCGUCUACUUUAUAUCUGUACUCAUGGUGUCGAAAUAUAGAGAUAUUUUGGAACCACCCGUCUCGGUCAAAGUACCCAGUCCGGUUCCCGUGAUAAGAAAUAAUGGUACUUCAUCUCAACCUUCGGGUAGUCCUCAAGAGGGGAGUGCAAGACCUCUUUUUCCCCAGUGGUCCCAUCAUGUAUAUCCCCAAUUCCUUCCAGGCGCCCAUCCGAAUGCAGUGGCCCACAAUAAUUAUGUGCGACACAGACAUUCAUAUGCUAAACACCAUUACAACCUUAAUAAUAACCAUCAUUCUCACCACCACAACCACAAAAAUGACCACCGAUUCUACCGCAACUCUGUUGCAAGUCGCGCAGCAUCUAGAUCAAUUCAAAUUCAAGAAGACAAUGAUUUUGAUAUCAUUACGGCAUACGUUGAAGAUAAUAAUUCAUUACAUACAGAGAACGAAUUAAACUCGGGACCGGCAUCAAUUAAGGUAAAUGCGAGGCAGCGCCCUUCUCUGACUCAAGGGUUCACUGUAAAUUACUCUUUGGAUGGGAUUAGGCAUGCUCGAGGUUGUGACAGUGCUCGUAUUAAAAAGAGCUCCGAUUCUAUGGAAGACAUCAAUUCUGUACAUUCUGCUGAUACCAAUAACCUUGGUUCCAAUUGUGAAACUCACCUGGAUGAUAACGAAAAAGUGAAUACUGAUGAAAAUUGGACCGACAUUAAUCUGAAUGAAGAAGGUGAUUCAAAAGAAGAAACUAGAAAUCUGCAAAAUAUUUCACAUUCACCUUUAGAUAUUGAAGGAAAUAUAUCUUCUGAAAGAGGAGAAAAACACCAUUCUGAGAUUUCAGUAGUUCAUAUUCCAGAUGGAAUCAUCCAAACACCAGUUCAAAUGAGACCUGAUGAAUUGCCUGUUAGUAAUUUAGUGGAUCACAUAUCUGUUCCAACACCAUCACGAGAAGCGUCUCUAACACAAAAAUUAGAAAUGGCUCUUGGUUCUGUAUGCCCUUUACUGCGAGAAAUAAUGGUCGACUUUGCUCCUUUUCUAUCGAAAACUUUAGUUGGCUCCCACGGUCAAGAACUAUUAAUGGAAGGUAAAGGCUUAACUACCUUCAAAAAUAGCAAUUCUGUAGUAGAAUUAGUUAUGCUGUUAUGUUCCCAAGAGUGGCAAAAUUCGUUACAGAAACAUGCUGGACUCGCUUUUAUAGAGCUCAUUAACGAAGGUAGGCUGUUGUCUCAUGCUAUGAAAGAUCAUAUUGUUAGAGUUGCGAACGAAGCUGAAUUUAUAUUGAACAGAAUGAGAGCUGACGACGUUCUUAAGCAUGCAGAUUUUGAGUCACAAUCUGCUCAAACUUUACUUGACAGAAGAGAAGAAGAAAGAAUGUGUGAUCACUUGAUAACUUCUGCCAGGCGACGUGAUAAUGUUACCGCCAGCAAACUUUUAGAAAAGGUCAGAAAUAUAAUGUCUAACAAACAUGGUGCUUGGGGAUAUAUAGAAGGGGUAGAGACCUCCACAGUACUGGAAUUUUGGAAAUUAGAUGCUUGGGAAGAUGAUGCAAGACGUCGGAAGCGAUUUGUUCACAAUCCUUUGGGAACUACUCAUCCAGAGGCUAGUUUAAAGGCUGCAAUUGAACAUGGCGCCCCUGAGGAUGCCAUUCUACAAGCUAGAGAAGAAUUUCAUGCACAUCUUGCGGCCACUAGAAGUCAACAACAAAUGCAAAAUGACCUCAUGGAGGACAGUGAACUGAUGGUUGACGACCGUGAUUUAGAUACAGAUCUUAAUGGUCCUGUAAAUAUUAGCACUAAGGCAAAACUUAUUGCUCCUGGACUUGUCGCUCCUGGUAUGGUAUCAAUUACAUCUGCAGAGCUUUAUUUUGAGGUGGAUGAGGACGACGAAGAAUUCAAGAAGAUAGACAGUGAGGUAUUGAAAUAUUGCGACCAUCUUCAUGGAAAAUGGUAUUUUUCAGAAGUAAGAGCUAUAUUCUCCCGAAGAUAUUUACUACAGAAUAAUGCAAUCGAGAUAUUUUUGGCAAGUAGAACUUCGAUAAUGUUCGCUUUCCCUGACCAGGCUACUGUAAAGAAAAUUAUUAAAGCUCUUCCUAGAAUGGGUGUAGGCAUUAAAUAUGGAAUUCAACAAACCAGAAGAGCCAGUAUGAUGUCUGCUAGACAGCUAAUGAGAAAUUCAAAUAUGACUCAAAAGUGGCAGAGAAGAGAAAUAUCAAAUUUUGAAUAUUUAAUGUUCCUAAAUACUAUAGCUGGACGUACUUACAAUGAUCUCAACCAGUAUCCGGUUUUCCCAUGGGUAUUAACAAACUAUGACUCCAAGGAUUUAGAUCUUAGUCAGCCUAGUAACUAUAGGGACCUUUCGAAACCAAUAGGGGCGUUGAAUCCUAGUAGAAGAGCGUAUUUUGAAGAAAGAUAUUCCACGUGGGAACAUGAAAGCAUUCCACCAUUCCAUUAUGGAACUCACUAUUCCACUGCAGCUUUUGUGUACAAUUGGCUUAUUCGUUUGGAACCGUUUACUACGAUGUUUCUGUCAUUACAAGGUGGAAAAUUUGAUUAUCCGAAUAGAUUAUUUUCCUCUAUAUCUUUAUCAUGGAAAAACUGCCAAAGAGAUACGUCUGACGUAAAAGAAUUAAUUCCAGAAUUCUUCUUCCUUCCUGAAAUGUUUGUUAAUUCUAAUCGCUAUCGAUUAGGUAUAAAUGAAGGUAAACCAAUUGGAGAUGUAGAGUUACCGCCAUGGGCCAACUCUCCAGAAGAAUUCGUUAGAAUAAAUAGAAUGGCCCUUGAAUCUGAAUUUGUAUCAUGUCAACUUCAUCAAUGGAUUGAUUUAAUUUUUGGAUACAAACAAAAAGGACCUGAAGCUAUUAGGGCAACAAACUGCUUCUAUUACUUAACAUACGAAGGCAGUGUUGAUCUCGAGUCCAUUCAGGAUAAGAUAAUGAAAGAAGCUAUCGAAAAUCAAAUUAGGAACUUUGGACAGACACCUUCGCAGUUAUUAAUGGAGCCACAUCCACCGAGAAGCUCAGCAAUGCAUCUGUCGCCAAUGAUGUUUUCAACAAUUCCGGAUGACAUUUGUAUGACGAUGAAGUUUCUUUCUAACAGUCCUAUUAUUCAUAUAUCGGCCAAUACUUAUCCACAAUUACCAAAUCCAUCAGUAGUAACAGUUACUAUGCAUCAACAGUUUGCAGUAAACAAAUGGAAUUCGGCGUAUGCUGCAGUAGCACAAUCUCCAAGCUAUGCAGAUACUCCACAAAAUCAGGCGUCUAAUUUACCACUAUCAAUGGAUACUGUUCUUUCGGUUAGUAAUAACAGUAAUACUCAAAAUCAAAUGCAGAGACGUCACUUGGGAGAUAACUUUAGUCAAAAUUUGAAGAUACGUUCAAAUUGCUUCGUAACUACAGUCGAUAGUAAAUUUUUAGUAGCUUGCGGAUUUUGGGAUAAUAGUUUUCGUGUUUUCUCUACAGAAACCGCCAAAAUUGUUCAAAUAAUAUUCGGACAUUAUGGAGUGGUAACAUGUUUAUCUCGUUCUGAAUGUAAUAUAACCUCUGAUUGUUAUAUUGCUUCUGGAUCCGCUGACUGUACUGUAUUAUUGUGGCAUUGGAAUGCCAGAACACAAACAAUCGUCGGAGAAGGAGAAACUCCAACACCAAGAGCAACGCUAACAGGUCAUGAGCAACCUGUUUCUUCUGUUGUAAUAUCAGCAGAGCUUGGCUUAGUUGUUUCUGGUUCGUAUGCUGGUCCUGUGUUGGUGCAUACAACCUUUGGUGAUUUACUUCGUUCACUGGAACCACCUAAUACAUUCAACUCACCCGAAAAUAUUGCCAUGUCUCGAGAAGGUGUAAUUGUUGUUAAUUAUGAUAAAGGGAAUAUAGCAGCUUUCACUAUUAAUGGAAAACGCUUACGCAGUGAAUCACACAAUGAUAACUUGCAGUGCCUACUACUAAGUCGAGAUGGAGAAUAUUUAAUGACUGGUGGUGAUAAGGGAAUAGUGGAAGUAUGGAGAACUUUCAACUUGGCUCUAUUGUAUGCCUUUCCGGCAUGCGAUAGUAGCGUCAGAUCGCUUGCUUUAUCGCAUGAUCAAAAAUUCUUGUUGGCCGGUUUGGUUCUUGGUUCAAUUGUAGUUUUCCACAUAGACUUCAAUAGAUGGCACCACGAGUUUCAGCAACGCUAUUAGAAGACAAAUUAAAAAAAGUCAGUAAAAUCAACAAUUAUUAAUUAGUACCUCCGGGUACUUAAAUAAAAAAUGAUUGUUUAUAUAUUUAAUUUAUUCAAAUACUUUGUAUCUUAUGUAUUCAUAUCUAGUUAUUUUUGUGCAAUAUAGCUUUUUUCAUUAGAUGAGUCAAUAUGAUUAUUGAGUUUUACCAUUAUCGUAGAAUUUGUAGAUAGUAUUUCUUUCAGUGGGAUACUUUAAAUAUUGGAUUUUAAUCAUUGUAGUUGUAUUUAACCAUUUUGAAAUAUGUAUUGUAUUUGUUUUGUGUAGCGUAAUUGAGAAUAAAUAGAAACAUUUGAUGGUUUUUAUUGUUAAUUGGAAACUUUAUCAUUAAUAAAAUGAUAAAGAACAUUUGAAACUCUCCGCUUGUAUAUUAUGGAAUACUUGUUAAAAAUUAUUCUAAAUUUAUAUUUAAAAUGGUUUUCGAUUUAUGCCGAUAUUCAUCAAUUCUUCAAUUCAUUCUCUCUCAAUAAAACUACCAUACUUCUGAUUUUAGAAAAUAGCAAAAAUCGCAUUUUGACAUAAAGAAGAGGUAUAGAACACACUUAUUGAGGUACGGUUCUAAAAUGGGAAGGAAAACUUCAUAUAUUUUUUGUCCAAUCAAUUUCAGUACAAUGUUUUAUAAUAUUAUCGCGAAGUUUUUUGAAAUUAUUGUUGUUGAGAACCAUCCUGUGUUUUUAUCAUAUUUGUUAAUUGUAAGGCUUUAUACUUGCCCUCGUCUCUAUCAAUUAUUUUUUAUAAUACAAAAUUUAUUGACAUAAUAGUUACGCACCCAAUAACUAUUGUGACUAUUAAUAUAGAAAUGCUUGUACUUAAUAUUUUUUACGUAGGAAAAGAUUUAUUAUUACGGCGUGACUGAUUAAUUUUUUAUAUUGUUAAUAAACAAUCAUUCCUGACUGCAUUUAAUUAAUUAUGUUUUAUAAAUAAUUAAUAAGUAUCCAUUAUUUUAACGAUUUCACGGAAUUUAACCAAAUAGCACUAAUGUGUAUGAUCAAUAAAUAUCUAUUUUUCAAAUUAUUCAACAAGCACAUAACACCCAUAUUCCAUGGGUAAUUUUAAAUAGUGGUAUAUUGAACAACUAACAAACUUCAUUAUAUUGUCACAAAAGUAAAAAAUAUCCAGCAUCUGCACCUGUUGUAUGCUAUAUUUUUCUAUUGAACAACACAAGAUAUUCCGUAUUUCCCAUUGGCGCAAAAUACACAACUUUUUGUACUAAUUCUUGAGGUGAGCUAUUAAGUAUUUCAUGGAGAUUGUUGGAAAAUAACAUUUUAUGACUUCCACCUUCCUUAUUUGGGUGGGAGAUGACGUGCUCUAAAAGUCUUAGAUGGUUUUUUAGAUAUUGGAAUUAAUACAUUUUCAAAUAAUUUCCAUAAUCAACCGAUUUCUGUUAUGUCUUAACUUCCAAACUCACUUUAAAUAAGAAACUGAUGAGCUGAUUAUAUGUUAAUUUUCAAUUUUGUUUGAUUGUUACAUUAAGUGAAUAUCCAUAAGGCAACUUUUUCGACCUUUUUUGUUGAUAAUUUCUCACUUUCCAAUAUUUUUUCGUUAGUUUUGUUUGAUUCAUCUUGUGUUUUUUAUUACUUCUUCCUACUAUUGUGUUAAUCAAUAUGUUUUUACUCACUCUCCAUUUCAAUCUAUACAAGCUUCAAGAACUCUUUUUUUACUCAGCGCUUCAAUUUACACUAUAAAAAUGAUUGUUUAUCUGUUAUCAUUGUACGGAAAAAUGGUGUCAUGAAAUUUAUCCAUGAAAGUUCCAGUGGUUUUAAUUUAAAUGAAUACACAAUAUUAGAAUUAUAUUGAAGUGACAUGCUAGUAAACGUAGUUUAGGUUGUUAACGUGCAUUUUUUAAGUACUUACUAGAAAAGACAAGGGCAAGUACUAAAAAGUUAUCAAUCCUGCAGUGACAGUACAAUUGAUUUCUUCUUACUGACAAUAUUUAUUGUACAAUAUUAAGUAACUGUGAGUUCGUGAUUCAUGGAAAAAUUUCUGCUAAGAUAUUUGAUAAUAGGUCAAUAAAAAUGAAACUUUUUUGUUAAUAUUCUUGGAAAUAUUGAUUGCAUAGAUAAUUUGAAAAGCAAUAAACAUCUAGGGAGUACGAAACGGUUGAACCAAAUCAUAUUUUUGAUGAUGUCUUCUCCAAUCACAUUAUGAAGUCUUUAUCAUUUCUUUUUAAAUUUAUAUACCCUCUUUUGAUAGUAUUAAAUAUUGUCAUGUUUUUUCUAUGUUAAUAUAAUGUAUAAAAAAUAAAACAGGUGAACAUCACUAAAUAAAACUACCAACAAUUUAAUUAUUCCUUGAAGUGUGAACCUUUUGUCUAUUAACAAUAUGCAAGAUUAUGUUUAAAGUCUUGUAAAAUAUUCUAAUGGUAUCAGCGUUAAUUGAAUUAAUUUCUGCUAUAAUUUAUUUUUUAGAAAAUAUCAUACCUAUACAUAGAAAAAUGUUUUUUUCAUAUUUACUAUUAAUAAAAUAGCGUAGUUCUGUUAAAAUAAUGGUAACAACGUCUUAACUUCAACCGUGAGGAUGUCAACAAAAAUAUGAGUCCAACAAAAAAAUUUGGCCGAAGAAUAAAAUCGACAUGUCUGGACUGCUUCAUCCAACGGGCAAAUUAUAUGCUCACCUUUUAUUUAUAGUUGCUAAAUUUUUUCAAAUUUUCAAAGAUUUUUAAUCUACUUAAUAUUCCUGAGUGCUACUCUAAAUAAAUGAUAAGUAUUUGCAUAAAAAUUGUCAGGAUUAAUCAAAAUAAAUUUUAAUUGAAAAUCAUUGUAAGGAAGUGUUUAGCAAAAAUAUUAGUAAAUUUGGUUUUUCCUAAGCAACUUCAAAGUUUUAUUCAAUAUUUCAUCACUAUAUAUUUCAACUUUCUCUAGAAAUAUAUUCAACAUCUUCAUUACAUAAUUAUUUACAUUUCAGCCUUUCCUUUUAUUAAUUAUUUGAAGUCUAUAAACUAGAAAGUCUAUAAUAUUGAAUUUCAAUUUGUAUCUUUUACUUAGCAUUCAAGCAUGAAUAAAUUUUAAAAUAUAAAUAUGUAAUUUAGUAGAUAAGGAUGGUAGAUAUCAACUUAUAGAAAGGUAAUUUGAUAUAUAUAUAUAUAUAUAUAUAUAUAUAUAUAUAUAUAUAUAUAUAUAUAUAUAUAUAUAUAUAUUUAUUGCUCCUUCAUUGAGGAAAUUUAAUAUAGUGAAAUGGUGCAGUCACCUUCACGUAAAUUUCGCAAAAUCGUAGUUAUACAUUAACUACUGAGUGUGGGAAUAUGGUCAGAUAUUUAUUAUGUCGUUGAAAAGUUGAUUUUAUUUCGAAAUUUAAUUCUCUAGUAUUGAAUUCAUCCGACUCUGUUAUGUUGAUCUGUCGCGGCAGAUUAAUAUUAUGGAAAAUACUUUACCUUCUAUGUGUAUGUCCUUGAGCGAUCUAGCAGAUCUUGCUCAUCUAAUCAGAAUAAUGAAAAAAAAUUAAUAGCCAUUAAUUACUUGUUGAAAAGUAGUUCACGAUUUUAGCUCAAUAUAAUGUGAAAAGGUCACCAACUACUUAAAAUGCUAUAAUAGCAUUUGCAAGAAUUCUCUUUUUUCUUUUGAAAGAUAUGGUGCAAGAAUAACUUAAAAACUGCCAUUUUCUUAAGUUAUAGUUGUAAAAAUCAUGGAUGAAGUCUGGUAUGUACAUCUGGAAUAAAGUAUGUUUUCCUAAAUGAUGUCUCUUUCAUGUUUUUCUAUAUCUCUCAAUACGCUCGACGAUGAGAGCUCAUAGUUGCUUGAAUAAAGAUAAUCGUUGAGAAACAAUUUUUUCCACAGUAUUAUUUUGAUCAAUUUUUCAUGAGGUAAAUGGUCAUUAUUAUUUCAUAAAAUUGUAAGUACCAUUAAAAUUCCUAAACACUCAAAAAAUUAAAAUGAAUAAAACUUUUUUGAACUAUAAUUUGAAUAUUUUCUCCUAUAUUCUACAUAAUUGUGUGAUGGACAUUUUGCAGAACGAUUAAUAUUUAGAUUAUUAGAUAAAUGUUUGUUUGAUAAGUUGAUUAGUUGUCAUGUCACUGUGGGCUGGUCUGGUUUCUUUCGAUAAUGUAAGUUUAUAAGCACCGUAGUGUUGCUUACAGCUUGCACUUCUGAUACCAGCAAUUGUUACGGCCGUAACGGCGCACUUUUUCGACAUGGUAUGUGCGAUAUUCAAAAUUACGUAUAUUACACAUACUGUGACCCAAAAACACAUUCCCUCCAGCAAUUGUAUAUUACCUAAUAUAUUGCAAAUCUGUCCAAGAGAAUCAAACUUAUUGUAAAUAAGUAAGAUUGUUUCCUUUUUUAUGAAGCGCUGUCAACUAAUCGUGUGUUGAAAUAUUUACUUAACCUAUUAUUUUACUACUUAUGAAAUAUGUACUUAACUGUAAGAAAUAUGAUAUGUUUGAUGUUAGCAAUAAUGUUUCAUUCAUUUGUAUACAUGAUAACUAUUAAAUAAAUGUGUUUUGUUCAC